This is a messenger RNA of Mucor mucedo, 1050 nucleotides long. RefSeq lists its product as uncharacterized. Gene Ontology annotation, molecular function: oxidoreductase activity, acting on the CH-CH group of donors, NAD or NADP as acceptor. The coding region runs from base 1 to 1050 and encodes 349 amino acids. The transcript is spliced from 2 exons. Lineage: Eukaryota; Fungi; Mucoromycota; Mucoromycetes; Mucorales; Mucoraceae. The record is from RefSeq and is a predicted model, not a curated record.
AUGGUUUCUAGCAAGCGUGUUCUCUUUACUAAAAUUCCCUCUGGUUAUCCUGUUGCUGGUGAACACAUGAAGUUGGAUGAGAAGACUGUUGACUUGGAGGCUGCUCUUCCUAAAGGAGAUUUCAUUGUGAAAACCCUUGAAAUUUCUGUUGACCCUUAUAUGAGGGGUCGCAUGCGUGAUGCUUCUAUCCAAUCAUACGCACCUGCUUUUGCAUUAAAUGAACCCAUGACAGGUGACACCAUGUCUGUGGUGGUUAAAUCUAACAAUCCUGAUUACAAGGUGGGUGAUCUCGUGUAUGGCCGUACAGGUCGUGGUUUAUUUGAAGAAUAUGCUCAAGUCAGUGCCGAGUAUGCCAAAGGUGCUUAUGUAGUUCGUAAUGACGCUAAAGAAAAUGGCCUGCCUCUCUCCCAUUACGUCGGUGUUCUUGCUAUGCCAGGUAUGACCGCCUAUUAUGGCCUCAAUGAGAUUGGCAAGCCCAAAAAAGGUGAGACUCUCUAUGUUUCUGCUGCUGCCGGUGCUGUCGGACAACUUGUUGGUCAAUUCGGUAAAGCCAUGGGUUUAUUUGUCGUAGGUUCUGCUGGUAGUGACGAAAAGGUCGAAUAUCUCAAGGAGAUUGGUUUUGAUGAAGCUUUCAACUACAAGCAUGGUGAUAUUGAAGCUAAUUUACGCAAGUACUGUCCCGAUGGUAUUGAUAUUUACUUUGAAGGUGUUGGUGGUAAAAUGCUAGAUGCUGUUUUAGCAGUAGCCAAUAACUUUGCUCGUAUCAUUGCUUGUGGUAUGAUCUCACAAUACAACCUUGAGAAGCCUGAACCCUUAUACAAUAUCAUUAAUGUUGUUACCAAGAGAAUCAAAUUUGAUGGUUUUAUCAUCAUGGAUCAUAUGGAUUACGAAGAAAAGUUCCUCAAGGAAGUGACCCCACUUCUUACUAGCGGCGCUGUAAAGUACAGAACUGACGUAGCUGAAGGUAUCGAAAAGACUCCGGAAGCCUUAAUCAAUGUUCUUCAUGGUAGAAACUUUGGUAAACAAGUCGUUCACGUUGCCGAUCUUUAA